This is a messenger RNA of Culicoides brevitarsis, 7000 nucleotides long. RefSeq names its product plexin-B (gene PlexB). The coding region runs from base 397 to 6270 and encodes 1957 amino acids. The transcript has 8 exons. Gene Ontology annotation, biological process: motor neuron axon guidance; semaphorin-plexin signaling pathway involved in axon guidance; regulation of cell migration. NCBI's taxonomy places the organism in Eukaryota, Metazoa, Arthropoda, Insecta, Diptera, Ceratopogonidae. The record is from RefSeq and is a predicted model, not a curated record. Gene Ontology annotation, molecular function: semaphorin receptor activity; protein binding. Gene Ontology annotation, cellular component: plasma membrane; semaphorin receptor complex.
UCCUUCCGAAGUAGUUUAUUAAAAUUAAAUGAUAAAUUAAACGAAAAAAGUGCUAAAAUCUGAGAGAAAUUUGUGUGCGAAUCACUUUACAAAACCUUCGCGCACCGAUUGACGAUAAAAACAAGACGUACAGAUAAAAAUUUAAUAUAAAAACGCGUAAAAUAAAAAGUUGACUGAGGGGAUUGGCCAUCAUCAUCGACACACAAUACAAUACAAUAAAAAAAAACCAUACAAGAAUUUGUGAUUAAUUAGUGCCCAAAUUGGCUAAAAACCUGUAAAAUUACGGAAAAACAACGGAUUUUGUGCGAGUUGGCAAUGCUCAUGACACGAAAUGAUGGAAUCUGAUCACUAUUGAGACAGAAUUUCGAGUGAGAUAAAUGACGGCAUAGCGUAAAAAUGUCCUUUCUCGUAUCUUGCAUAAUAAUCGUCUUCAUCACGGCGACGAGUAAUUUCGUGUCGCCGAAUCCGCAAACAGCCAAGAGCUCCAAUAACAGUGACAUUGUUGCGCAAUAUACGCUCACAAAUAACACCUUUUUCUCACACUUGGCCUACGAUUAUCGGCGAAAUGUGCUGUAUGUGGGCGCCACGAACCGCAUCUUCCAGAUGCAUCAGCAAUCGUUGCAAAUUGUGAAGGAAUUCAUAACCGGGCCAAAAAUUGACAGUCCGUCGUGCCAUGCGAGCGGUUGCUCAUCCGUCGAUGACAUCGAUGCCGUCGAAACAAACAACUACAAUAAGAUUUUAGUGAUUGAUCACGUGGGCGAUUCGCUCAUCGCGUGUGGUAGCGUGCAUCAAGGUGCCUGUGAAGUAUUUAGUUUAGCCAAAUUUCCCGACGCUUCCACGUAUAUUUCGCGUGCCGUUGCCGCAAAUGACGAAAAUUCCACGACUUUUGCCUUUAUUGGGCCCUCGCGCUACACGGCGUGGAAAAAGGAAGACGUUUUAUACGUCGGAGCAACAUUUACGAAUGUUGGCGAUUAUCGACAUGACGUCCCAGCAAUUGCAUCACGCAAAUUAGACGAUCUCGAAUUCGCGUCGUACAGUUUCCAAGAGUCUCUCGUGAACAUCGACGUGAAAUAUCGCGAUCAUUUUCUCGUCAACUACGUUUACGGCUUCAAUGCGAGCGAUUAUGCGUAUUUUCUGAUGGUUCAGAAGAAAUCUCAUCUCGCCGAGGAAGCGGGAUAUGUUACAAGACUGGCACGUUUGUGCGUGAAUGACCCGAAUUACGACAGUUACACGGAAAUUACGUUGUCGUGCAUCGACGAGGAACGAAAAGACUUUAAUAUCCUGCGGGAUGCCAAAAUUACCGUUGCUGGGCAAAAACUGGCGCAACAGAUGGGCGUGAAACGCGACGAUAUGGUACUUGUUGCCGUCUUUUCGCCAUCGCGUGAGAUAACAAAUGAGCCGCAAAAUAGCACGGCAAUGUGCGUGUACACGUUGAAAGAUAUUGACGAAGCGUUCUCGGAAAAUAUUCAUUUGUGCUUCAAUGGCACGAUCAAAGACAGGAAUUUGGGAUACAUUUCGGGACCUAUUAUGGAUGGAAAGUGUCCUUCGACGGGGUCAACUGGAAACAUUUACAACUUUUGCAAUGCUGGCUUGAAAAUCAGCGGAGUGUCGCCUUUGGUAGCUGAUUCUCUCUUCACAUGGAGAAACGAAUCGAUUACUUCCGUCACAGUCACACAAGCAGGUCCUCAUACACUCGCCUUUCUCGGUACCUCCGACGGUUGGAUCAAAAAAGUUCUUCUUUCGGGACCUCUUCCCGGCGAAUACGAGAAAAUUUUAGUCGACGAAGGAAAUGCCAUCUUACCUGACACCCUUUUAUCCCCAAAACAAGACUCUUUGUACGUACUUUCGACAAAAUCCAUCACAAAAAUGCUCAUCCAACAUUGCAACAUCUACACAAACUGCACAAGUUGCCUCGAAUCACGAGAUCCCUUCUGCGGAUGGUGUUCCUUGGAGAAACGAUGUACCGUCCGGAGUGCUUGUCAUCGUGAUCAAAGUGCAUCUCGAUGGUUAUCCCUAAGCACAGGUCAACAAUGCAUCGAUUUCGAGAUGACAUUACCGGAUCGCAUUCCCAUAAGUCAACAAACGACAGUUCAGCUCAUUAUCCGAACGCUGCCUGAACUUCCACAGAACGCCAAAUAUCGGUGUGUCUUUGGAAAUUCCGAUCCAAUCGAUGCAAAUGUCACCGAUAACGGUUUAAUGUGUCAAACACCGCCAUUAAUUCGUCGUCCAAUGAUCGAACCGGGCAAAGAUCACGUGUCAGUCCCUUUGAGUGUUCGCAGCAGUGAGACUAACAAGGAUUUUGUGUCGAGGAACUUUUCGUUUUACGAUUGUUCGCGACACGAUUCGUGCCGAAGCUGCGUCCAGAGUCAAUGGGGAUGCAAUUGGUGCAUUUACGACAACAAAUGCGUUCAUAAUGUGACCAUGUGUCGAAAUACGGGCAGUGUCAUCAGCGACGAAAGUUAUUGCCCCCAUUUCAAACAUAACGCCGCUCCAAUUUUACUUCCAAAUAAAGUAGCGAAGGAAAUUCGACUCGAGGUCGAAAAUUUGCCAAGACCUCAAAACGCGCACAGUGGAUUUUUGUGCAAUGUCGAGAUCGAAGGCGCGAAAAUGAUUUUGCCGGCACGUGUGGAAAACAAUAAAUUUGUCGUGUGUGAACGAACCCCAUAUUCGUACGAAACCGCAGCAAGCGAAAGUGAAGCACGUGUCGAAGUCCAUUGGAAUCGAAAUCAUUUUAUAGACAGCACGUCAAUUACUUUGUACAAAUGUGACAUUUUAGGAUCGCAUCGCGAACAUGCGGAUUGCAGUUUAUGCGUGACUCGAGAUAAAAAGUACCAAUGCACGUGGUGCAAUAAUCAAUGUGUUUACAACGAAAGUUGCAUUCAUGGCAGCGCCAAUGAGUGUCCGCGACCCCGAAUUGACAUGAUUAAACCUCUGAGUGGACCCAUUGAAGGAGGAACGUUAAUCACUAUCGAAGGCAGCAAUUUAGGGAUUCGAGAAGAAGAUGUUCGUGGCAAAAUCCGUGUUGGCGACGUACCUUGCGAACUGGUCAAUUACGAAAUUUCCGUCAAAAUUGAGUGUCGCACGGGUCCCGUAUCUCGCGAAAUGACCGCUUCCGUGAAAGUUGGCAAUGAAGCUGGUUACACAGAAUCAUCGGUGCAAUUUCAGUAUAAGGACAUUAAACUUGAGGGACUUUAUCCGACAAUGGGACCCAAAAGCGGGGGCACAAAACUUUCAAUCAUCGGAAAAUUCCUUAACAUCGGUUCCAACAUCAAAGCAUUCCUGGAUCACUAUGUUUGUGAAAUUAAUGUCACCCAAGCGUCAAAUAGUCGUUUAACGUGUGUAACUUCUGGCUCGGAAUCCCCCGAAAAAAUCCGAACUCUGACUUUAAUGAUCGACGGAGCAAAUCGAACCUUUUCUUGCAGCCCAAAUCCUUACGUUUAUUCGGAUUGUAGCAUCUACAAUUACACCGUGGACCCGAAAAUCCAUCAAAUUAAACCCCUGAAGAGCUUUAUAGGCGGCGGACGAAUGAUAACAGUGCACGGAAGUAAUCUCGAUUCCAUUCAAAAGCCGGAAAUUGAAGUUUUAAUAGAUGAUGUUGCCGUAAAUAAAUCUACUUGCUUCGUUAUUAACCCAAAUCAGAUGGAAUGUCCUUCCCCGCCGGUUAAUGCGAAAUUUUAUGAGUACGUAAAUGACAAAAAUAAGAUGAAAAAUCGAGGGAAUACUGUUCCAACGGAUGCUUACACAACUCUGGACUACUCAACGUCAUCCAUGACCUCAGGCUUAACCACAAAUGUAGAAGUAGCUGCCCUGAAAAUGCGUGAAAAACAGCUCGGAUUCCAAAUUAGCUUCAUAAUGGACAAUGUCAAGUCCGUAAAGGACCUUAACAAGCAUUUUGAGAAUUUACGAAGUACUCUUGUUUAUGUCGAGGAUCCUGUUUAUUACUCUUUUGAUGAUUCGGAAAAGUCUUAUAAGGGCGACACGCUUGUAAUUGAGGGCGAAAACCUGAAUGUCGCUUCGGAUGAGUCGGAUGUUAAUGUAACAAUUGGUAUGAUGCCGUGUAACGUCACGAGUUUGGCCCUGUCGCAACUUGUUUGUACGCCUCCAAAGGAACAACCUGAAGCGACAGAUGAAAAUGGCGUCGUUCAAAGCACGGGAUUGCCUCUUGUCGUUGUGAGAGUUGGUAGAAGUUUGAGAUACCCAAUUGGGCAUUUGCGGUAUGACUUGAAUAAGACUUUGACUUCGACACAAGCUGUUUUUGUCUUUGUGGUAGUGGCUUCAUUAGCGAUCGUGGUUAUUUUGACAAUUGUGUUGAUCCUGUACCGGAGAAAAAGUACCCAAGCUGAACGAGAGUAUCGACGGAUUCAGAUUCAAAUGGAUACGUUGGAAAGUAACGUUCGGAUGGAGUGUAAACAAGCCUUUGCGGAACUUCAGACCGAUAUGACAGACUUGGCAGCGGAUAUUGAGAACAGUGGCAUACCAACGUUGGAUCAUGUCAACUAUAUUAUGAAAGUUUUCUUCCCCGGAGUGACGGAUCAUCCCAUUUUAAAUACUCCCAAGAUACGAAUGAACGCUCCAAGGACGAAUUAUGACCAAGCAAUGUUACAAUUCGAACAGCUAAUUAACAAUAAGUACUUUUUGUUGUCUUUUAUCGAGACUUUGGAACAACAAAAAACUUUCAAUAUUCGAGAUAAGGUCAAUGUCGCCUCACUUUUGAUGAUUGUGCUCAUGAAUAAGAUGGAAUACGCCACAGAUAUCCUUCAAGCAUUGCUUUUGAGAUUAAUUGACAAAUCCGUGACGUCGAAACAUCCGCAGCUGAUGCUUCGACGUACGGAAAGUGUCGUCGAGAAAAUGUUGACGAACUAUAUGGCGAUUUGUAUGUACGAUUAUUUGAAGGAAUAUGCUGGUUCGAGUUUAUUUUUGCUCUUUAAGGCGAUCAAACAUCAGAUUGAAAAGGGACUUGUCGAUGUGAUAACUCACGAUGCGCGAUAUUCCCUUUCCGAGGAAAGACUUUUGCGCGAACAAAUCGAACAUAGUUACGUGACGUUGCACAUCCUCCAAGAUGACUUGGAUGAAAAGAUCCAAUGUCGCGUCUUGGAUGUCGAUUCGAUUUCGCAAGUUAAAGCGAAAAUUCUGGAUGCCCUGUUCAAAAAUACGCCGUUCUCGAUGCGUCCUGCAGUGCAAGAUGUCGAUCUGGAAUGGCGUCAUGGGCGCGGCGGGCAUCUAACGUUGCAAGACGAAGAUUUAACCACGAAAACCAUCAAUGGAUGGAAACGACUGAACACCUUGGCGCAUUAUGGCGUCAAGGAAUCUGCUGUGAUGUCACUUAUUGCCAAGCAAAAUGAGGCAUAUGCGUAUAAUAACAAGCAAAUUUAUCCCAAUUGUUAUUACAUUAGUAACACGUCGUCGCAACUGAUUAUCAAUGGGGACAUGGAUCCCGCGCAUUUGAAUACGAUGGCGCAUCAGAUGAGGAUUUAUCAUUUGGUGCGGCCGCAUACCGAUGAGCAUCAUCAUCAUUUUAGGAGUAGUGCGAUGGGCAGUUCGACGGAACGCACGCACAAGGCGAUUCCGGAGAUUUUCUUGACGCGAUUGCUGGCGACGAAGGGGACGAUUCAGAAGUUUGUUGAUGAUUUCUUUGCGACGAUUCUGACGGCGAACGAUGAAUUGCCGCCUUCCGUUAAAUGGCUGUUUGAUUUGUUGGAUGACGCGGCACGAAGAUAUGGGAUUACAGAUCCUGAUGUUGUGCAUGCAUGGAAAUCGAAUAGUCUUCCGCUUCGAUUUUGGGUCAAUUUCAUCAAAAAUCCCGACUUUAUAUUUGAUAUUAACAAAACAACCACCGUUGACGCUAGUUUAAGUGUAAUUGCACAAACCUUCAUGGAUGCAUGUUCCACGACUGAACAUCGUUUGGGCAAAGACUCGCCUUCCAAUAAGUUGCUCUUUGCCAAGGACAUUCCACAAUACCGCGAAAUGGUUGCUCGUUUCUAUGCCGAGAUUCAGCAACAACCGCAAAUAAGCGAUCAGGAAAUGUGUACUGCCAUGAAUCAAUUAUCAAUGCGACAAAAUGAGGAAUUUGACACGAUGGUUGCUCUUAAAGAGUUGUACAUCUACGUGACGAAAUAUCGAGAUCAGAUCUUGGAUCAACUGGACAUGGAUCACAACUGCAAAAAGAUGCACUUGUCACACAAACUGGAAAAUGUCGCGUGCACAUUAGAAGACCACAUUUAUAAAUCUCUUGGGUAUUAUCACUAUCAGUCAAAUAUAAUGGACUGUUAAAAUCUGGCAAAAAAAAAAUCAAAAUUUGUACUGAUAUGUGAGAAGAUCCCGUGGGGUAGCUGAAACACUCAAAUAGCCAGAGCCUUUAGGAAAUACAGUAAAAAAUAUUAUCUUAAGGUAAAAAGUAUUAGACGACAUUUAAAAAAAAAAAUAAAUCGAACAUCAAACAAAAAAUCACGAAAAAUGGUUCGUAGAAAAAUUUUCUACCCAUGAAGGUCUUUCAGAUCCUUGAAAAAAUUUCAAAAUUCUUCCCUGCUCAAUCCCUUCGUGAUAAAAAGUUUGAUGUUCGAUUUUUUUUUUCGCAAAAAAUGCAGUAUUUUUUAUAUAUCGAAUAUAAAAUAAACAAAAACCAGUGAAUUAGAAGCGAAAAAAUACAAAAAAAUGUUGCAAUGUAAAUAGGAAAAAAAUUUUAACAAAAUGGAAUGGAAAAUCGUGUGCGUGUCUAUUUUAUAUUAAAACAUAAUCUCGACUCGUGAAGCGUCAAAUGACUCAGAAAUACAGGUCUAAAAAUAAUUAAAUUAAUUAAAAACAUAUUUUAAGCGACAUAAUAAUUAAUUAAUUAAUUAAUUAAAUUAGAAGUUAGAGUAAAAUUUUAGACUUAAACGGCAUUUAAUUAGAAUAAUAAUAAUUAUUUUGACCGACAUGACAAAAAAAAAUCAAAAAAUUAUUUUUUUUUUUAAUUUUAAAUAAUUUUUUAAACUGCCAUGAUAAAAAUAGACUUUUUACGCAU